Messenger RNA from Hevea brasiliensis (rubber tree), 2298 nucleotides. RefSeq lists its product as uncharacterized. The transcript is spliced from 14 exons. The coding region runs from base 296 to 2053 and encodes 585 amino acids. NCBI's taxonomy places the organism in Eukaryota, Viridiplantae, Streptophyta, Magnoliopsida, Malpighiales, Euphorbiaceae. The record is from RefSeq and is a predicted model, not a curated record.
AAAUAAAUUAUUCACCUUCAUCUCGACUUCCUCUUUCUCUCUCUGAUAAAAUCUGAUUCGGAUACAGAUAACAGGCAGAGUAUCUUCUCUUUGCUGUUCCCUUGUUUUGUUCUUCCCUUCUGUCCCUUUUUACUAUUUUUAAUAUUCCAUGGCCUACAUAUUUUAGUACUUUAUUUGCUAUACGAGUGAAAUAGAACAGCUAAGAAAGGGGGAAAAAAAAGAAGGAAAAAAAAAAAAAAAGAAGAGAGAAAACAGGAGAAGAAGCGAUCAAACAACUUGAUCGUUUUCAAUCUCUAUGGAACAGCUCGUCAACUUCAUAAUACGGCCUCCCAGGGCUGAGUACAAUCCAAAACAUGACCUGUUGGAUCAAGAGUUUAUGCUGAAAAGGAAAUGGUACCAGAGAAAGGAUUUGGAGAUUAAAAAUAGCCAGGGAGAUACUCUUCAGUGCAGUCAUUACUUACCCAUUGUUAGUCCUGGAGGAAAGCCACUGCCGUGCGUAAUAUAUUGUCAUGGAAACAGUGGGUGCAGGGCUGAUGCGAGUGAAGCUGCUAUUAUACUGCUGCCUUCAAAUAUUACAGUUUUCACUCUUGAUUUCUCAGGAUCUGGAAUUUCUGGAGGAGAGCAUGUCACUCUGGGGUGGAAUGAAAAAGAUGACCUCAGGGCUGUGGUUGAUUAUCUGCGGCAAGAUGGAAAUGUCUCUUUGAUUGGCUUAUGGGGCCGUUCAAUGGGUGCUGUCACCAGCCUGAUGUAUGGAGCUGAAGAUCCCUCAAUUGCAGGAAUUGUUCUUGACAGUCCCUUUUCUGAUUUGGUUGACCUGAUGAUGGAACUUGUGGAUACAUACAAAUUCCGUUUCCCCAAAUUCACUGUGAAGUUUGCAAUACAAUAUAUGCGAAAAGCUGUACAGAAAAGGGCAAAGUUUGACAUAAUGGACCUGAACACUAUCAAGGUGGCAAAGGCUUGCUUUGUUCCGGCUUUAUUUGGGCAUGCCAUUGAUGAUGAUUUUAUACAACCUCAUCACUCAGAUCGUAUAUUUGAAGCUUAUGUUGGAGACAAGAAUAUUAUCAAGUUUGAAGGAGAUCACAAUUCUCCACGCCCACAAUUCUACUUUGAUUCCAUAAAUAUUUUUUUCCACAAUGUUUUGCGUCCUCCAGAGGAUGAGGUGGGGGGAACAUAUUUUGACACAAUGCAUGAUUACUGUGGUAAGGGUAGUGGGAGCACUGUGCAAGUAGGCAAUAACCUGGAAUUUUCAGUUGCUUCUAAAGUUGCAGAACCAUCAACAAGCAAUGGAAAAGAUUUCCAUGCCCUUGAACAAGUUUGUCCCAAAAGACCAAUGAGUCGAACAGAGGUUCCAUCCGAUAUUCCAUCUGAGUGCAAUCAAUCUGAAGUUGAGGGUGGAGAAAUUGAUGACGAUCAUUUGCCAUCAUCAUCCAAAAUGAUAAGCUUUGAAUUAUCCAAUGGUCAUCCUUACGGUCCACAUGUUCCAACAACGAUGGAUGAUGAUCAAUAUGUGGAGUAUCAACUGGAUGACUUGGCAGGUUUUCCAUGUGAUGUAGAGGAGGAAGAAAGGAUGUUCAUGGAAGCAGUAAUUGCAUCAUUAAAGGACUUGGAGAUGAGAUAUCCUAAUGCUGAAGAACAACAGGCAAAUGUCAACCCCACUUCCGUUGAAUCUUCACAGAAACAUUACGUAGAUGCAUCUUCCAUUGCAGAACAUUGUGAUUCUUUGAAGACAGUAGAGCAACAUGAGCCUUCAAAGAUAGGACCUGCUUCCUCUCCAGCAAUCAAUGGUGAAAAUUCAGCAAUAGAACACCCAUCACCUGAUCCUACUGUGUCAUCCACGGGACCAGCAUUUGACACCUCACCAUCUAUGACGGAAUCAAGAAGCACAACCACCUCUGGCCGUAGUGAUACUUCAGGGAGCAUCCAGAGCUCAAUAGAUACUGACUUGUCAAGUAACACAAAAGCCACAUUGACAGUAGAACGGAACCCAGCAAGCCACAUUAUGGAUGGUUUGCUGCGCCGUUGGGAUUUCAGCUUGUUCUCAAACAAUCGAUGAAAAAUUAGAACUUCUAUUUUUUUGGGAUUUGACAACCCGGUGAUGAUUUGUUUUUAAGUUAAAAUAGCAGCAAUGAUUUUAUUACUGUAAAAUACACGAAAUGAAAGGGAAAUAGGCUCAUUGAAUGUUUUUAGAGUUGAUUGUGUUGAUUUUUAUCUGAUACAAAUCAUUUGUACUGUUCAUUUGAUAACAGGUUUGUAGUUAUUCUUCUACCCACAAUUAAGGAAACAAACUUUUGAUUGCUA